Messenger RNA from Pseudopodoces humilis (Tibetan ground-tit), 4640 nucleotides. RefSeq names its product tubulin tyrosine ligase like 5 (gene TTLL5). Gene Ontology annotation, cellular component: ciliary basal body. Gene Ontology annotation, molecular function: tubulin-glutamic acid ligase activity; tubulin binding. NCBI's taxonomy places the organism in Eukaryota, Metazoa, Chordata, Aves, Passeriformes, Paridae. The record is from RefSeq and is a predicted model, not a curated record. Gene Ontology annotation, biological process: protein polyglutamylation; microtubule cytoskeleton organization.
AGAAGGAGCGAGCACAUGGAGGUCACGCACGGCUCUGCCUGCCACCUCAAGUCCCGCCGCGGAGGCGCACGCCGCGGCAGUAGGCAGCUCCCGGGCCCCAGAGGUAACUGCUCUUGCAACUAGGAUUGGGCUCUAUGAAAACUCCCAGAGGAAAUGCCAGUUAGGAUGGCUAAAGAUCUGGAGGAAACUGGCUCAUCUGCAGAGGAGGAAGAAGAUGCUUUAGAUGGACUGGAGGAUCAUCCAUGUAUCAAGUGGACCGGUGGUGGCUGCAGGCGGGUCCCUGUCUUGGUAUUUCAUGCUGAAGCCAUUCUGACUAAGGACAGCUACCUCCGUCUAAUUGGAGAGCGCUUCCAUAUGUCGUAUAAGAUUGUGCGAACAGACAGCCGGCUGGUUCGGAGCAUUCUGAGUGCCCAUGGAUUCCAUGAGGUUCACCCUAAUAGCAGUGAUUAUAAUCUCAUGUGGACAGGAUCACACUUGAAGCCCUGCUUGCUGCGUUCCCUUACAGAUGUUCAGAAAGUCAAUCAUUUCCCUAGGUCAUAUGAACUGACACGGAAGGACAGACUGUACAAGAACGUCUGUCGAAUGCAGCUGGCCCAUGGGUUCAAGACAUUCCAUAUCUUACCUCAGACCUUUAUCCUCCCGACAGAGUACCAGGACUUCUGUAAUACCUUUUCUAAGGACAGAGGCCCAUGGAUAGUGAAGCCUGUGGCCUCUUCCAGAGGUCGAGGUGUCUACCUGAUAAAUAAUCCAAAUCAAAUUGUAGUGGAAGACAACAUUUUGGUGUCUCGUUAUAUCAGCAAUCCCUUGCUCAUAGAUGAUUUCAAGUUCGAUGUGCGUCUCUAUGUUCUGGUGACAUCCUAUGAUCCACUCGUCGUCUAUCUCUACGAGGAAGGAUUGGCCAGAUUUGCAACAGUGAGGUAUGACCAGGCAUCCAAGAACAUCAAAAACCAGUUCAUGCAUCUGACCAACUACAGUGUCAACAAGAAGAGUGGAGAUUAUGUCAGCUGUGAUGAUCCUGAAGUAGAGGAUUAUGGAAACAAGUGGAGCAUGAGUGCAAUGCUGAGGUACUUAAAACAAGAGGGGAGAGAUACUGCAGCACUGAUGGCCAGCGUGGAGGACCUGAUUAUCAAGACUUUAGUUUCUGCUGAGCUGUCCAUUGCCUCAGCCUGUAAAAGUUUUCUUUCACAUCGUGGCAGCUGCUUUGAGCUAUAUGGUUUUGAUGUCCUUAUUGAUGACACUCUGAAACCAUGGCUGUUGGAAGUGAACCUGUCCCCAUCAUUGGCCUGUGAUGCUCCUUUGGACCUGAAGAUCAAAGCUAGCAUGCUCUCAGAUAUGUUCACUCUUGUAGGCUUUGUAUGCCAGGAUCCAGGCCAGCGGUCAAGCCGGAACAUUUAUCAUUCAUCUGAAUGUGUCAAAAGAAAUCCAUAUCAGAAGCUUCAGCGUACCCGUCCUCUGUCUGCCAGCGAUGCUGAACUUAAAAGCUCAAUGCCCUUAGGCAGGGAAAAAGGAACAGGAAGGCACACCAGCUCUGUGCUAGGCCUCUCCAUGGAGGAGAUCAAAGUUCUUCGGCGAGUGAGAGAGGAAAAUGAACGGAGAGGAGGCUUCAUCCGGAUAUUCCCUACUCCAUUAACAUGGGACCUUUAUGGGUCUUUUCUAGAGCACAAGACAUCAAUGAACUACAUGCUGGCUACACGUCUGUUUAAGGACAGGGGCAAGAUGAAAAGAGAGUUCAUCACUGCGAGAUCCCGAGCAGGUCUUAAUGGAAGACUGGAAGCUGUGGACUCUCAUGCUCUCUUUUAUGAGAGAAAGCUUAUUUCACUGGAGUUACGGAAGCGUCGGCGAUAUGGCAAGGCUAGAGCAGCACAGACAAGAGCAUCAGGCACAUCAGAACCAACAAAGCUGUCCCUCAAGUCAGACACAGAAGGUGAGGAGGAAGAGGAGAUGGAUGCAGAUGAAGAUGAAGAGGUAGAUAGAACUAUCUGCUGUCUUUCGGACACCCAGGUGAAAAACAAGCCAAAGUUCUCUGACUCAGUGAAAACUACUUGUAAGGAGAGGUUACCAAAAAAGCAUAGCAAGAAAACUGAAGAUGGAGAAGAGCUGCUUCUGCAAAAACCAGAUUCUAAAUCUCAGUUUAACUUGCUUCAGAUUCUUCAAAAGCAAGGAAACUUGAGCAAAGUACAAGCUCGUACAGCUUUCUCUGCCUAUCUACAGCAUGUUCAGCUCCGACUGAUGAAGAAUGCUGGUGAGCAGGUCCAGAAUCCUGCCUGGGUUGCCAAAGAGGAUGAGCAAAUGGUAAGAAGCUUUGUGUUGGCCAGAGUGAGAAGCCAAGUUGAAAUCUACCUUGAGAGUUUUGAGGAGCUCAUCAUCCGCUUUCUGAGGCGAGCUGCCAGCAACCUUCGUCACUCCUUGAGGCUGCUGCUCCCCAGCCGCAGCAUAGGACUAGUUGAUCGUCGUCGCAUCCUGGCUCGCCAGCUGGGCGAGUUCAUCAUUUAUUAUAACAAGGAAACAAAGCAGAUGGCUCAGAAACAACCAAAAAAGGAAGAGGAGGAGGAAGGAGUGAAUCCUGAAGAUUUUCAGAACUUCAUUGCCAGAGCAAGUGAAAGUGACCUGGAGGAAGUACUGACGUUUUACACACACAAAAACAAAUCAGCAAGUGUCUUCCUAGGAACAAAAAACACAGGCACAAAACACAGCAACACCAAUCACCAGUCAGAGAAGCAGCCCCAUGGUGAGCAACCUGAGAUGGUGAAGAAAAUAAAAGAUGAUCAACCCAAAAGUUCAGUUGCAGAUUUGUCUGCAGAAGGAGCACUAAAAGGCUGUAAACCCAAAGAAGCUAAAUCAAGCUUUCCAGAAGGACUCGCCUCCUCAAAUGUUGAAGUGAAAUUACCUCAGUGCAGCCCUCCUGGUUCUUCUUCCUCUGUUCCUGCUGCCAUGUUCCAGAGAAGUACCAGUUCUUGGAUGCCAUCUCAGCCUGCAGCCUCUGAAAAUUUAAAUGUGGCUGGUCACCCUUCAUUGCCGGCUCCUCCAGCUGGUCCCAGACUGAUUCAGUCCCCACCCCCACUACCCUCCUUGCAGAGCACAGCUCCUGACAGCUCUUCUGUCCUCACAAACCCAGUGUCCACUGAGACUUGUAGCCUUGCAGGGUUACAUCGUCGUUUUGGUAGCUUUGGCCCAUUCUCAUCCUUUCAGAGAGCUGUUCAGAUCUAUAGUCAAAGAUUGUCCCAACCAUCCUCUACAAAAGUAGGUCUCCAUCGCAGUUCAAGUGGGCAGUGUGUGGGCUCUGCCAGGAUGCACAAAGAUGCAGAACAUACUUCUUCCCAGGGCAAGAGUCAUGGCCCUAGUGUGGCAGCAGCAGAACUGCAGCAGCUGGAAGAAAAGCAAGUAGCCUGCCAGCAUUCCCCACCAAGCCACGUCAGUGUCCUUACACAGCAGUUAACAAACCUGGACUUGGCAAGUGGAGCUAUAAGCAAAGGGAAUGCAGCUGUCCCACAGAGCUAUUGGUCACCACUCAACAAAAGAGGGUCACUGUGGCCUGUUCAGUCAGACACUCAUAGAGAUGACAAAAGAUCUGUCUCUUCAGCAGUCAGGGCUCCAGAGAAUCAUCAUUUUGGCUUGGAAGGAGAGAUGGAGACCAGUGUCUACAAGACAACACGGGGUCCUCUGGCACAUCCCAGCUAUCAGCUUCAGUUUGCUGUGCAACAACUUCAGCAGCAGAAACUUCAGUCAAGACAGCUGUUGGAGCAAAGCCAAGCACGACAACAGGCUGCUUUUGCCAACUACUCACAGUCGAGCACCAGUCAUAUAUCUAUGCCAGCUGUCUCUGAUGCCCACAAGACGUCAAGUGCCACUUCUAGUAUCCAGAAGGCAUCCAGUUUGCACAAAGUGAUGCCAUCCCAGAGUACAGCUCCUCAGCUGGUUCCAAAGCCUCCAACAAACCACAGACAGGCAGUGAUCAGAAAGGCUGCAGCCCAGAGGAUUUCCAAGGUCACCUCCACUGAAAAGCAAGUGAAUGGAUUCCAGAACAGCCUUCACAGUGCUGCAUCCUGUGAGCCGGGAACAUAUUCCACAGCUUCUUCUCACAGAGAUGGAUUAACACAGAACUCCAGGUGAGGAAUCCCAGGAGUUGCUUCAGGUAUGGGAUGAGGGAAGAAGCAGCAGCAGUGACUUCACACCAUCACAUUCCUGUAUCAGCCAAAAAAGAGAGAAGAGGAGGCUUUGGUGAGAGAGCAGCCCACUGAAGAGUGUCUAAACAACUGUGAAAACAGAUUAUGGUGAUGUACCUGCAAGCUGAAAUGAGUGAAUGCUGCUGAGAACUUCUGCUGCUGAGUCUUUGUCCCUUCCUUCCAUUUCCUCUUGAUCACUAACUGUGAGAUAUUUGUGUAAGACACGAGACCUUUCCUGCAGGUGCCCUUCCUAAAGUCCAGGUUUGAACAUAAAAGUCUCACCUGCUCAGCCAUUUCAAUCUGUUCUAGUCUGGUAAUAGCCAAGAUUCCAUGCUUUCAUCACAUGGCAACCAUCAGCAGAGAAAAAUAUUACAACAUGCGACUGGAGAGGUCUGUGUUGGUUGCCAUCUUGAAUUUUGGCACAGAGCCAUAGAAAUUAACAGUUUAAAUAAAGUAUUUUCAUUUGUUUGUUUUGGU